Molecule: messenger RNA, 2355 nt
Organism: Stegodyphus dumicola
Lineage: Eukaryota; Metazoa; Arthropoda; Arachnida; Araneae; Eresidae
Gene: Mrm2
Product: Mitochondrial rRNA methyltransferase 2
Biological process (GO): RNA methylation
Cellular component (GO): mitochondrion
Molecular function (GO): rRNA (uridine-2'-O-ribose)-methyltransferase activity
Source: RefSeq, a predicted model, not a curated record
UGGCUGUCUGUCUGUUUUUACAAUGUCGAAGCAAAGCUUAUGGAAGUUUAGACGCGAACGGGAAAAUUUACUCCUUUUUUUAUUGUAUCAUGCAAAACAAAUUAGUUCAAGUUCUCCAAUGAGGAAAUGUGUACCUGAUAAUCUUAAAGGUAAAUCCAAGAGUUCACAAGAAUGGCUAACUAGGCAAUUAAAUGACAUAUAUGUGAAGAAGUGCAGGUAUGAUCGCUACAGAUGUCGAAGUGCGUAUAAACUGUUGGAAAUUGACGAGAAGUACAAAAUCCUUAAACCAGGUUUUUCUGUGAUAGACUGUGGUGCAGCUCCAGGAUCAUGGACUCAAGUUGUUUUGCGAAAAAUGAAACUUGAUUCUGCAGAUGAAAAGAAAAAGGGCUUAGUUAUUGCCAUAGAUCUUCAGCAUAUAGAUCCACUGAAGGGAGCAAUCAUAUUAAAAAACUCUGACUUCACUGAUCUUGCAGUUCAAGAAGAAAUAUGUAAACUUUUACCAACUGGCAAAGCAGAUGUUAUCCUAAGUGAUAUGGCUCCAAAAGCAACAGGUACACGUGAACUAGAUUCUAUAGCGAUAAUGAACCUGGUUUACAGUGCUUUGAAAUUUUCUGUGAAAACACUGAAGAACGAUGGGACAUUCUUGUGCAAGGUAUGGGAGAAUAAAGAUGUUGAUAGUUUUUUUAAGUAUUUGCAAAAUUUGUUUACUUCAGUAAAACGUAUAAAGCCUGAUGCCAGCCGUUCAGAUUCAGCAGAGAUGUUUUUAUUAGCAAAAGGAUAUAAAUGUAUAAAAUAUGAUAAUAAACCUGAAGGAAUGUAAACAUUUGUGUGUGUCUAAUAAAGUAUCUUUAAUAUAAUGAGUGUCCCAUAAAUCCAUAAAUAUAUUAAAAAUUCAUGCAAAUUGAAGAAACUGGUAAAAAUGAAUGUGAUUUGUGAAAAAAAUAUUCUUGUGAAUGGAGAAAUUUUUUUUUUGGUGGGGGGGGUUACUGCACAGACACAGUAACAAGAAAUAUAUACAAAUCAGAAUCCUAUAAAUUGUAGGGUUUUACAAUUAACAGCUUAUUUCUGAUUAUUCCAUCUUCUUGCUUGAAUAUAAAAUUUGAAUUGUGAUGUUGACAUUGGCAGAUAAAGCCUUAUUGGUGAAGUUGUUUUACCUUGGCCAAGAAUCAUUGACUGAAGGUUUUGGACACAGAAGAAAAGGAAGAAAACUUCCAGAGGUCCAUGCUUCUGAUGUUACUUGGUAACUGAAACACAGUUAGAGUAACACUCUAAGAGAACAAUAAAUGAGUGCAGUAAGUAGCAUGAAACGCUGGUAUACUGAAGACAUCGGUAUUCCGUAAUCCUUAAUGCCAUUUUAAAAUUGUAUCGCUACAAGUUGCAAUUAGUGCACCAGCUCUUAUCAGAUGACAAAUUCAAGUAAUAUGAUUUAGCAAAUUGGGCUUUGCCGAAAAUCAACAAUGGCCUCUCAAUUUCUUGUGAAUGGAUGAGGCUGAUUUUUCACUUCAACAUCAUAACUGUAGAAUCUGAGCAAAGGAGAACCCACAUGCCUAUACUAAGGAGCCUCUACAUUCACCGCAUUUAACUGUUUGGUGUGGUUUCACUGUAUUGUGGGCUUUUUCCUCUCGAAGAGUGCUGUGCAGAAGCUGACUGGAAGACUUGCUCAGUUACUGGAAAAUUCUACUUGCAACUGCUGCAGGUUAUACCGUGAUAAUGGAACAUAAUGUCCUUGACAGCGUUCAUGCAAGACUGGGCACCUCCUCAUGUCACAACCGAAAUGAAGAUGUUCCUAAGAACCUUCACUGAAGAGCGAUCAAUUAGCCAUGACUGCAGAAAUGAGUGGCCCCUCACCUUGCCAAACUUGACGGACUUGAUUUUUGUCUUUGGGGUUAUGUCAAGUCCAGAGGGUACCACAAUAGUCCAUCUUUUGUGCUGCAGUUAAAGGACACCAUUCAUCACAAAAUCUCCAGCAUCCGUUUGGAUAUGCUACAUGCUGCAGUUAAAAACGUUGCAACUCGCUUGCAAACUGUAAAUUGUGGUGAUGGUGGACACAUAGAAUAAGCCUGAUAUGCUUACAAAAUAUUUGCCUGCAUGCAAAUAAAUGUAGUUUGUCAUAAAAUGUGCGAUUUACUUCCAUACAGUGCCCUCUAUUGACAAAAAUUGUAAUUUUUUUAAUACUAUUUACACACACACACACACACACACACACAAAAAAAAAAAAAAAAAAAAAAAAAAACUUUAUGGGGCUAACUUUUUUGUAAAACCCUAAUACCGUUCAAUUAUACCAUUUCCUUCACUUUGUACGAAUUUUUAAAAUAUUCAGAGACUUACAGGACACUAGGUAUAUGAAUAAAUAAA